Messenger RNA from Cutaneotrichosporon oleaginosum, 2240 nucleotides. RefSeq lists its product as uncharacterized. The record is from RefSeq and is a predicted model, not a curated record. Gene Ontology annotation, molecular function: guanyl-nucleotide exchange factor activity. Lineage: Eukaryota; Fungi; Basidiomycota; Tremellomycetes; Trichosporonales; Trichosporonaceae. Gene Ontology annotation, cellular component: cytoplasm.
CUGCAAAGUCCUUUUCAACAGCAACAUUUGCUCUUGUCAAGGCUAGACCCCCACUCUCCCCCUCAAACUUACCAUCCCUGCUUCAUUUCUCUCUCUCACUGUCGACACCGGCCAAAGCGCAACCAGGUCUUUGCCCAAACUCAUAUCCCAUCCACACACUCGUUAGCAUCUCAAGCAAUGCCACCACGCUCGUCGGCCCGCAACGCGUCAAAGCCGACAUCGGCGACGGCGGCAAAGCCCGCCACCAAGAAGACAACGCCCAAGCCCUCUUCCAAGCCUGCUUCAAAGCCCAAGUCUUCGGCCAAGGACAAGGACGACGAGGAGACCAAGGCCACCACUAAGCCUGCGUCCAAGGCCAAGCCUGCAUCCAAGCCUGCACCAAAGGCCGCGAAGCCUGCAUCCAAGGCCGAACCCAAGGCCGAACCCAAGGCCGCAACCAAGGCAAAGCCUAAGGCUUCUCCCAAGGUUGAGGACAAGCCCGCCCCUGCUCCCAAGGUCAACGGCACCAAGAGGGGGGCCUCCGAGCAGCCUAAGAAGGAGGUCGUCAAGAAGCGCCGCACCGGCACUAUUAUCAACCCCAUCGCCAAGCCCGAGGGAACGGGUCUCAGCGCUUUCGUCUGGGGCACUGGCGACAACGGCCAGUUUGGCACUGGUCCCGAUGACCUCGGAGAGAAGCCCCGCCCUCAGCUAAACACUUGGUUUGAGGAGAAGCGGGCGCAGGGUGAGAUGGGCAACGAAUCCAACCAUGGUGGCCUCGAGGCCAUCGCCUCUGGCGGCAUGCACAACCUCGGCAUUGACGAGUUGGGUCAGGUACGCUCCUGGGGCAUCAAUGAUGGCGCCCAGCUCGGUCGCAAGACUGUUAAUAUCCCCGACCCAUCUGAUUCCUCGGCUGUGAUCCCCUUCGAGGAGCUUGAGACGCAGCCUCUUGUCGUCGAGGCGCUCAAGGCCGACGGCUUCCGGGCUGUAAAGGUCGCUGCUGGUGACGGUGUCUCCAUCGCCCUCAGUGACUUGGGCGACCUGCGCGCUUGGGGUUCGUUCCGCAGCAACGAGGGUCCACUGGGCUUUGAUGGCGUUCCGGGUCACGACAAGAAGCAAUUCAAGCCCAUGGAGCUGCCAGGCCUCGCUCGCGUCGAGAUUGCCGACGUCGUCUGCGGGUCCGACCAUGUUCUUGCUCUCACCACCGACGGGUUUGUCUAUGUCUGGGGCAACUCGCAGCAGGGCCAGCUUGGCCGCCGUGUGCUGGCUCGUCGGCCGCUCAACGCCCUUGAGCCCGAGCGCCUCGGUCUGCGCAACAUUGUGCUUGUCGGGGCAGGCAGUUACACCUCUUUCGCAGUCGACGUGGCCGGCAAGGUCUACGCUUGGGGACUCAACACUUUCAAGCAGUGUGGGCUUAGUGGCUACCAGGCCAAGGAGGAGAUGAUCAUGAGCCCCACCGAGAUCGAGAGCCUCUCUCCCGAUGCGCACAACGGGGCACGGGUCGUCCAGAUUUCGGGUGGUGAGCACCAUACGCUCUUCCUUUUCGACGACGGGUCCGUUUGGGGCUGCGGUCGGCAAGAUGCGCACGAGAUUGGCGUUUGCGACGACCACCCGGCCCAGGAGGGGCUUCGCGAGCGCAAGGAGGCGAUCCGUGCCGAGAAGCAAGCUCUUCUCGACGAGCUGAAGGAGAAGGACGAAAAGGUCAGGAACGACUCGUCGGCCACCGAUGAGCAGAAGGAGGAGAUCCAGCUCGAGCUUUUGAAGGCUGAGGCGUCUCUACGCGUCAAGUCCAACGAGUACAUCCCGGAGCCCAUUCGUAUUUGCUUCCCCAAGAGCCCCAAGCAGUACGGCGACGUGCCCGAACUGGAGGAGUACACUGAGGAGGUCAUCAACCCCAUCGUGUCCAUCUCAUGCGGUCCGCGCUACAACGUGGCCGUCUCGCGCUCCGGCUGGGUAUACACCUGGGGUCUGGGCCUUCAGUGCGAGCUCGGGCUGGGUGCCAACACGGACGACGCGGAGACCCCCACCCUCUGUCGCUCUGCGCAGCUGCGUCCGUACGACGCGGUCACCGCCAGCGCUGGCGGCCAGGUCUGCGUUUUGCUCGCCAAGAAGCGCGAGGAGGACCAGUAAGAUGUGGAAGGUUAUUAGUCGACGAACCAGAUAUAGUAUCGUUAGAUAUCACUAGCAUGUAGUGGUGUUCCGAAGCAAGUCUGCGUGUGUCUGAGAACGAUACGUUACACGAUGAAUGGCGGUUCGGACGAGCG